UCGAGUUUCACUCCAGGAGGUUGAGAGCGUGUGUUGGAAGUGUGGAUUCUAGAGUUGGAUGCUGUUGUCGAUGCUGACGGACUGAUUUCAUCCUGUCUGCUGCGCUCAGUUUUGGAGGACAGAGCCCUUUUGAAUUGGUGCAGCGUAUUCUGAGCUUGACAACAACAGGAAAAAUACAAAAACUGGAAAUAUACUAGUGGAAGUUAUUGUGGCACGCGAAAGUUAACUUGUGGGAAGAUGGAUAUAAUCUAAAACGGAUUUUUUUGAAACGACAUUUCAUUUUUGGGUGGUUUUCCUGCAGUUACGUUGGCACAGACUGGAUCUCUCUCGUUGAAAAGCACGAACAGAUGUGUGUUUUGUAAGAAGAAUUUUCUAUGAAGAGAGAAGGAAGGACAAUUAUGGAUCCAUUGCCUCAAAACAGGACUUUGAAGUGGUGGAUAUUGGUGAUCCUCUAUGUGGCACUACACUUCAAGACCAUCCACUCAUCCAUGGUGCCAGGAACAUUGCAGCUCCAACUAGAUGAGGAACAGCCAGCAGGAACUGUAGUAGGUGACAUCAGUGCUGGCCUCCCACCUGACAUGACUGCAACCCACUAUUUCAUCUCAGAUCAUCAGGGUACAGGUGUUGGCACUGAUCUGGACAUCGACGAGAGUACAGGGAUCAUAAAAACCGCAAAGGUUUUGGACCGGGAAGCACGGGACCUGUACAGCUUCAUAGCAGUCACCAUGACCGGUAUAACAGUAGAAGUCACCAUCUUAGUCAAUGACAUCAAUGAUCACGCACCAGUGUUCCCCAGAAAAAGAGCCACGUUUAAAAUCCCAGAACAGACAACCAUAGGCACCAAGUUUCCUCUUGAGCCGGCUGUGGAUGCAGAUGAGGACCAGCUCACUACACAAGGUUACAUCAUAACGGAUGGAAAUGUAGGACAAGCUUUUCUUCUUGAAACCAAACGAGGAUCAAACAAAGUCCUUUACUUGGAUUUGGUGGUUAAUGCAGUUUUGGACAGAGAGACAAGAUCUUCAUAUACUCUACUCUUGGAAGCAUUUGAUGGUGGUUCACCCAAGAGGACUGGACAGAUGAUCCUGGAUGUGACUGUGCAGGACAUCAACGACAAUGCCCCAAUCUUCAACCAGAGUCGCUACCAUGCAAUGAUCUCGGAGAACCUUCAACCUGGUAACAAUAUACUGCAGGUGUUUGCUUCAGAUGCCGAUGAAGGUGAAAAUGGGUUGGUGCUCUAUGACAUCAACAGAAGACAGAGUGAUCCUGAUCGCUACUUUGUCAUUGACUCUCGAACUGGAGUUAUCACUCUGAACAAGCCUUUGGAUUAUGAGAUGAGAAGAGUCCAUGAGCUUGUGGUACAGGCUCGGGACAACGCCAGUCAACCAGAGAUCACUAAUGCCUUUGUGACCAUCCAGGUGCGAGACUACAACGACAACCAGCCCACCAUGACCAUCAUCUUCCUCAGUGAGGAUGGUUCUCCACGCAUCUCUGAAGGAGCGCAGCCUGGCCAGUAUGUGGCUAGGAUUUCAGUCACAGACCCUGAUUAUGGAGAAUAUGCCAAUGUGAAUGUAUCUUUGGAGGGGGGCGAUGGGAAGUUUGCUUUAACCACCAAAGACAGCAUCAUUUAUCUCAUCUGCGUAGAUCAGAUACUUGAUCGUGAGGAGCAAGACCACUAUGAACUCAGAGUAAUGGCCACAGAUUCUGGCACCCCUCCAUUACGGGCAGAGUCUUCGUUUACCAUUCAGGUCACAGAUGUUAAUGACAACCCACCUUUGUUUGACCAGCAGGAAUAUACCCAGGUUAUUCCAGAGGUGGCCUUUCCGGGAAGUUUUGUUGUACAGGUUACAGCACGGGACAAGGACCAAGGACCCAAUGGGGAUGUUCAGUACAGCAUCCUACAGACUGAAGGAACUCAUUCAGACUGGUUCAGUGUUGACACAGUUACUGGUAUUCUCACCACCCUGACCCAGCUAGAUUAUGAAACGGACCCUAUACCCAGUGUAACUGUUGUUGCCACCGACAGGGGUCGACCGCCACUUUCUUCUACAGCUGUGGUCAAAGUGAUCCUACAGGAUAUUAAUGACAACGAACCUGUGUUUGGCAGCAAGUUCUACAACGCAUCCAUCAAGGAGAAUGCCACAGCAGGGACCUGUUUCAUGGAGGUUACAGCUACUGAUGCUGAUGGUGGGUCUUUUGGCUCCAUCUCCUACUCUCUGGGCUCUGGUCCAGGCACUGUGACCCCGUCUCAGUUCACCGUUGGCAAGCACAAUGGACAGAUCUGUACUACCACCAGCCUGGACCGUGACCAGGGUCCAGCCAACUACGACUUCACCAUUACAGCUGUGGAUGGGGGUGGACUAAGUUCAGUGGCAUACGUGCGGGUGGACCUGAUAGACAUAAAUGACAAUCGACCAGCAUUCUACCCUCUGAGCUAUGCAGUGAGCCUGAGUACGCAGAGCACCCCAGGAACCUCCGUCCUUAAGGUGACUGCUCAUGACCCUGAUGCUGGGGAGAACGGCAGAGUGACGUACCGUACUGUACCUGGAGGGAGCUCACCUUUCUUCACCCUCAACAAAGAUACUGGAGUGAUUUCACUGUCACGCGCUCUACAUGGAAAGGCAAACUCAGUCAUUACGAUGGUGGUCUCAGCCCAAGAUGGUGGGGGCCUUACUGCUCCAAUCAAUGCCAGGGUCAACAUCAGCAUAGUGGCAGGACUGGUUGCACCCCCUGUGUUUGAACAAGCUCAGUACUUUUUCUUGGUCUCUGAGGAUGCCCUGCGUGGAACACAAGUUGGCGUUGUGCGGGCCAGCACUAAGAACGGUAUCUCGAAAGAUAUCUCCUACACUAUUAGCUCUGGUGACCCAAUGGGCUACUUCACCGUGGAUUCAGAGACUGGGGCCUUGAGAACAAGCUUGCCUCUGGAUCACGAGGCCCAACCCAGCUUGAAUCUGGAAGUUCAGGCGCACUGCGGUAACCCCCCAGCCUUUGGCCAGACUAGGGUACGAAUUACGGUGUCCGACGUCAAUGACAAUGCACCCGUAUUCUUGCCCUCAUCCUCCGAGUCAUUGAUUCUGCCUGAAGACACACGGAUGGGUACAGUGGUGUACAAGGUCCAAGCAGAAGACCGCGAUUCUGGACCCAAUGGUCUCCUGAGUUUUGACCUUUUCAGCGGCGGUGCCCAGAGAACCUUCAGCAUUGAUCGUAACAGCGGGCACAUCCGCCUCAUUGGCAGUUUGUCGUACGAGACCAUGCCCCGCUAUGACCUGCAGGUGAUUGCCAAAGACAGCGGAGCACCUCAGCUAAGUUCUACUUUCACCCUGGUCAUCCACGUACAAGCCGAGAACAGCCAAGGUCCCAUGUUCGAUAGCCUCACGUACCGAGUAGAGCUGAAAGAAAGCACACCUCUCAACACACGCUUCCUGCAGGUUCGAGCAGUAAACCGAGAUGGCGGCAUCACCGCUGGACCAUCUUCUCCAUCUUCCACCCCACUAGCCUACCACCUGCAUCCAGACGGUGAUGCUGCAGGGUUUGGCAUUGUGUCCGACAGCGGCUGGCUGUUUGUGAAAAGUGCUUUGGACAGGGAAGCCAAGGAGAUGUACCUGCUCACUGUACUGGCCACGUCAGGCAAUGGACAGUUGAAGAAGACGGGUAGUGCCACAGUGCGUGUGUCAGUGAUGGAUGAAAACGACAACACCCCACGAUUUACCCAAGAGAGAGCAUUCCUGGCAGUGCGCGAGAACCUUCCGGCAGGCACUGGUUUCGGCCGGGUGUCUGCCAACGAUCGAGAUGCUGGUCUCAACGGUCGGCUGAGCUACCGCCUGCUCCAUCUGGAUCGCCACUUCCAGAUCAACUCCCACACAGGUGAGAUAAGCACAAAACUUUCCCUGGACCGUGAACUUCAGUCCAGCUACCAGCUCAUUGUGGUGGCUCAGGAUGGUGGGACCCCUGCACGCAGCGCCACAGGCUCUGCUUUCAUCACAGUUCUGGAUGAGAACGAUAAUGCACCCUCCUUCAGCCAUGCUCAGUCAGGAAGAGAGCUCUUGCUGCAGGCACUAGAAGGUCAACCAUCUGGAUUUCUACUGGGAACGAUUCAUGCAAAAGACCCUGAUGAAGGAGAAAAUGGAACUAUUUUCUACUCGAUGUCUGGUCCUAGAGCUGAACGUUUCACUCUGAACCCAAACACCGGAGAGCUGCGGUCCUCUUCCCUUUUGAGCCAUUCUGAGCGGCCCGAGUACAGUUUCAUCGUUCUGGCCUCAGACCGAGGUUCACCCCCUCAGAGCUCCACCAUAGCAUUGAAAAUACAGGUUCUGAGCUCAAGUAAAGGAUCGGCCACCACCAACUCCCAUCCAUUAAUGCUGAGUUCUGUGGAGGGAGCUAAACCUGGCUCCAUCUUGGGGUCUGUGCGUUCACCUGAUUCUCAGAUCCUUCCUGAAGCAGGCCAGGUCACGUACACCGUGGUGGGCGGUACAGACAAUGACGGCACCUUUGUGGUAGACCGCCAGACGGGUGACGUUUACCUGGCCCGUGAGCUUGACUUUGAAAAAGCUCCUCGAUACACACUUCAGGUUGAGGUGGAUGACUUCUCCAUGCCCCUCCCUAAAAGUCACUUUGUAUCAUUGGUAAUUGAUGUCCAGGACAGCAACGAUCAUGCUCCCGAGUUUCCCGAAGACCCCAUUAUCAUAGUCGUCCCUGAGAGCACAGAUCCUGGGUCAUCUAUCUACACCUUCCAGGCUGUUGAUAAAGACGGAAGUGGACCCAACAGUGAAGUGCACUAUUCCAUCAUUCAACAGUGGCCAAAUGUCCCAGAUCUCCUGUUCCUGGAUCCAACUACAGGAGUUCUCUCUCUGGGAAUGAUGUUGGAUCAUGAGAGGACCUCUUCGCUACUCUUGGUGGUUCAGGCGACUGAUUCGGCCCCCGAUGUCAGUCAGCGGCGCCGUGGAACAGUCACAGCCCGCAUAUUUGUCACUGAUGUGAAUGAUAAUGACCCUGUGUUCAUCUCACCAUCUGUGGUGAGUGUGAUGGAGGACCAGCCUGUGGGCUUUGUUGUGGUCUAUGUCAUGGCUGUAGAUGCAGACCAGGGAGAGAAUGGACGAGUGACAUACCGUAUCCAGAGCGGCAACACCGGAGGAAAGUUCAGCCUUAACCCAGAUACAGGGUCUUUGUCUAUUCUUAGACCAAUUGACCGUGAAGAGCAAGACCUCUACAAUUUGACCAUAGUGGCAGAAGACCAUGGUUUACAACAGCGCAGCAGCUCCCAGUUACUGUCAAUCCAGGUGAUUGACGUAAACGAUGAGACACCGUACUUUGAGGAAAAUGAAUAUGAAGCUUUUGUUGCAGAGAAUCAGCCUGCAGGAACCACUGUGCUGGUGGUUUCAGCUUCUGAUAUGGACCAAGGGACCAAUGGAAUCGUGACAUAUGGAAGCAUUGUAGGAGAUGAUUUCAGUAUUCAUCCGGUGACAGGAGUCAUAACCACCUCUAAAGCUUUGGACAGGGAGGCCCAAGGGGUUUAUGCUGUGACAGUUUAUGCAAGAGAUGGUGGUUCUCCUCCCAAUUUCGCCAAGACCAUAGUGCGCGUCACAGUGCUGGAUGUGAAUGACAAUAGGCCAGUUUUUGGGAGAGUGUACUACAGUCUGGAGGUGCCUGAGAACCAGGAGCCUGUGGCGCUCUUCACAAUUAGAGCCACAGAUCAAGACUCCGGGGACAGUGGGGUGGUGCACUACAAAAUCACUGAGGGAGACCAUUUUGGUGAUUUCCACCUGGACAGGAAAUCAGGUGUGCUAUCUACUUCUAGGCCUUUGGAUCGAGAGUCCAAAGCAAAGUACACCCUCACUGUGAAGGCACAAGAUCAGGGUGUACCGCCCCUCACCAGCAGUGUUACUUUGGACAUCAAUGUGUUGGACCUGAAUGACAACAGCCCAGUGUUUCCCAGCAGCAGCUACUCUGUGGAGGUAUCAGAGGAUGCUUUAGAAGGGUCUCUUGUACUGGAGGUUUCAGCCUCUGACAAGGACGAAGGGUCCAACAGCCAGGUGGUCUACUUCCUGAGCCGCGAAUCCAGAGGUAUGUUCAUUGUGGACCAACACACAGGUCGCAUUAUUACAGCGGCAGCUCUAGACAGAGAAAAAGUGGCCUCCUACAGCUUCCAAGUCUACGCCAUGGACUCCUCAGCAGCCAAUCCCCGUAACACUUCCGCUGAUGUGACUGUCCACAUCUUAGAUGUAAACGACAACGCCCCCUUCUUCAUCACAGACCCGCUCAUCAUCAAUGUCUCCAGCAGUAGUCUCUCCAACCGCAAAGUGCUGGCCACCAUGAGAGCUGAAGAUAAGGACUUUGGUGCAAAUGGAUCUGUAUUUUAUCGAUUUGCGAAUCCUGUCAAAGGCUUCACCAUAAACUCCUUGACGGGGGACAUCCAGGCAACUGAGAAGCUCCAUGCGCUGACCCAGAGUCAGCGGACCCUCAUUGUGGAGGCCAUGGAUCAGGGUAACCCAUCGCAGUCCUCUCUGGGAGUGGUGGUUGUGUACAUCCGAGAGCAGAGUUACCAGGGAAUCCGCUUCUCGCGCAACACUAGGGAUGUGAGCCUGCAGGAGAAUGCCGCUAAAGGUACAGCAGUUGUUCAGAUACAGGCUCACUAUCCUGAUGGAUCUAGCAGUGGCAUCAACUAUAGCAUUUUCAGUGGCAACAAGCAACAGUCCUUUAGCAUCAGCCCCCACACAGGUGAGAUUUGGGUAGAAAGUUCUACAGGUUUGGACUUUGAGGAGACCCCACGCCUCCGCCUGGUGGUCAAGGCUGAAACCGCAUCCUCCAGCUCCUUCAUGGCAGUCAACCUUCUCCUACAGGACGUCAAUGACAACUUACCACGCUUUCAACUUCACAAUUACGUUGCUUAUGUUCGUGAGGCCCAGGGUUAUGAUCAUCCUAUCAUUCAGGUGUUGGCGAAUGACCUGGACCAGGGUCAGAAUGGGCAGGUAACCUACUCCAUAAGGUCAUCAUCCAUGAGCGGACUCUUCAAGAUCGACCCUGUCACUGGCAGUAUAUCCACCGCUGCCAUCAUGGACAGAGAGAUCUGGACACAGACCAACCUGGUUAUUAUGGCAACGGACAGAGGCAGUCCUCGUUUAGCAGGUUCUGCCACUCUCACGGUGAUCAUUGUAGACCUGAAUGACAACAGUCCCACCAUCCCUGUUCCACAUGAAGUCCGGAUCCCUGAGAAUACUUUGAUUGGAACUGUGAUCACUCAGGUCACAGGGAAUGAUGUGGACUCUGGGCCUGCUCUCUCCUAUUCCCUUCUUCUGGACUCUGACACUCAAGGGAAGUUUGGAAUACACCGCUUUGGAGGGGGGGUGUCCUUGACCGGCCCUCUGGACUUUGAAGAGAGAACAUGGUACACGCUGACUGUCAGCUCCUCAGACACCAAGCAACAGAGUUAUGCAAAUCUGACCGUGCUUGUGGAGGAUGUGAAUGAUAAUGCUCCAGUUUUCUCUCAGGACCUUUACGAGGUGACUCUAGCAGAACACUCGCCAGCAGGAAGCUCAGUUAUCACAGUAACUGCUACAGAUAAGGACUCUGGAGAGAACGGAAGGAUAACAUACAGGGUUGUGUCAACAAAGGACAUGUUCUACAUUGACCCAAGCAAUGGUACUCUGUUCAUCAAGCAGAAGGUUGAGUUUGACUCACAGCGCCCUUCCAUUUUGGUGGUGAUUGAAGCCAGUGAUAGUGGGACACCACAGUUGACCGCCUUUACCACAGUUCAGGUGCAUGUGUCUGAUGUCAAUGACAAUGCCCCUGUAUUCCACCAGACUGAGUAUAGAGCGUCUGUAUCUGAAGACGAAGUUCCUGGUUCGACAAUUCUAACCCUGGAAGCGGUGGAUGGGGACUUGUCUAGGGACAACUGUGGCUUUGAUUUUGCCAUCGCCAGUGGGAACAUUGGUAAUGCCUUCCAAAUUGAGAGCAGUGUUCGCUUCCUUGAGGGCCAUGGAUUUCAGACAGUUGGAAUGCUUAUAUUAGUUGAUAAGCUUGACUUUGAGAUUGUGAAUGCCUACAAUCUUACUAUUGUGGUCUCAGAUCGUGGCAUACCACAACGAAGCUCAAGUGUUCCAGUUUUAAUCACGGUAAUGGACACCAACGAUAACCCACCAUCCUUCAGUAGGGCGGAAUACAAAGUUGUUGUCAAUGAAAGGGCAGAAACAGGAACAGAAAUACUUCAACUUUUUGCUGUGGACCCUGACUCAACCCCUAAUGGAGAGGUUCAGUACUCAAUCAGUUCUGGAGAUGAAUCUGAGCUCUUUUCUAUUGAUCAGUGGACUGGGUCCCUUCGUCUGCGGAGGUCUCUUGAUAGUGAGGAACAGUCCUCUUACAUGUUCAUUAUUCAGGCCUCGGAUGGUCAGGGCCACUUUGCUCUUGCUCCAGUAACUGUCGAGGUAAAGGACAUCAAUAAUAACCGGCCUUACUUUCCUCUUAAAUCACUUACAGCAAGCAUUCGUGAAAACCAGCCCCAGAAUGCUCUAGUAACCAUAUUACAUGCCAUUGAUCAUGACAAAGGAGCAUAUGGAGAACUGAGAUAUUUCCUAAUGUAUAAUUCCGGCAAUGGUAAAGAUUCCUUUCUAGUGAACCAAACCUCCGGUGAAGUGCGAACCCGCUUUACAUUCGACUUUGAGAAGAUAAAUUCUUUUAAUUUUAUUGCCAUGGCAAUGGAUGCAGGCAACUACUCUGCUACAGUCACAGUGCAAGUGUUUGUGACUGGUGAAGAUGAGUAUGACCCCGUUUUCACUAACUCAGAUUUCACCUUUCGUAUUCCUGAGGGUGCCAAGAAAGGGCAAAGCAUCGGCCAAGUAAAUGCUAAUGAUGAGGAUGGAGGGGUGGACGGCAUUGUCCUCUAUUCACUCGCAAACAGUUCACCUUACUUUGAGGUCAACACAUCUACUGGAGUGAUAUCCCUCAAGAUGGAUGCCUAUCAUCAUCAUAUGAGCCGGUCUAAAAGAGAGGCACGUCAGAUGACGUUGGAUGUUAUUGCCCACAGUCCUUUGGAGACUUCCCGAAAAGCUUCUGCCCAGAUCACAAUUGAUGUCACCCAUACAUCCUUCGGCUUGAACACAGACAUGAAUGUGGUACUUGCCAGUGCUAUAACAGCUUCUUUGGCAGCCAUUGUGUUCCUGAUCAUAGUUGUUGUGGUGAUAUUCCUGUUGAGAUCCCAAAGGUACAAAGAACAAGAGGCUUGUACCAGAAUAGUCACCAGCGGUACUGUUCUUGAGAGUCUUGAAGAUUCGAAAGUUCCAGGGGGUGAAAAGCUAUAUCAUCAGACCCUUCCUGGGUAUGCAACAGACCAGACUGGGACCGGAGGAGGUACCUACACACGAGGUGGGUCUCUUGACCCAUCCCACUCCAGUGGACGUGGUUCCGCCGAAGCAGAAGCAGCUGAAGAUGAUGAGAUUCGGAUGAUUAAUGAAUAUCCACGAGUUUCUAGCAUCUCCUCCUCUAUGCAGGAGCACAUAUCUGCUCGUGGGCCUGACUCUGGUAUCCAGCAAGAUGCAGAUCAGCUGUCUGACAUUUCCUGUGAGCCGGGGAUGGAUGCAAACCAAUGGUUUAAAGGGAAGAAACUGGGAAGUUUAAGUGGGACAAUAUUAUCAAGCCAGUUGCCAACUUAUCGGGAUGAAGGAGGUGGAUAUCUUGGGGUUGGAAGGGGGCUUAACAUCUCGCAUCCAAAAGAUUAUGCUUUCCCGGAGGAUGGUAAGCCUGCUGUUGAUGGUUCUCUUACAGCAAUUGUGGCUAGUGACGAGGAACUGAGAGGCAGCUACAACUGGGACUACCUCCUCGACUGGUGCCCUCAGUUUCAGCCUCUGGCUAAUGUCUUCACAGAAAUUGCCAGAUUAAAAGAUGAGAACGCACCACCUAACCCUCGGCGGCCAUUUCAUCCCAAAGCAAAGACUGAUCCCAAGCCCAGAAUUGACCCUCCUCCCCUAAUUACCUCUGUAGCUCAUCCAGGGGCCAAAACUGUUUUGCCAAAACCUGCUGUAGGCCGAACAUUUCCCCACCUAUCCUCAUUGCGGCGAUCUCCUAUUGACCAUGAUGGCUCUGUUUCCUCAAUUGCCAUGUCUCCAAGUUUUUCUCCAUCGCUUUCACCUCUUUCAGCCCAUUCCCCAGCCAUCGCUCCUUUUGGAGGUCACUCGUCCUCCGUUAUCAAUACAACUGAGCACUCCUUAGAACAUGAGGAGACAGAACUGAGGAUUUAAUGCAGUCUAAGAAUCACACCUGACUCAGGUACUCUAAAAAUGCCUCUCCUCUGGCAUAGUCCUCAACAUCAUGUUGUAUGUAAUGUUGCCCCACUGGCUGGCCAGAGGUUUCGGUGCUUUUGUCACCCUUCUUUAGACUUACUGACUUGAGUUGUAAAAGAAGUAAAAAUGACUAUUGUAUAAUGCUGUUCUAAUGAUCCUGAAGAUCAACUGACAUUUUUAUUAGCCCAGCAUUUGCACAUUUUAAAGGACUGUAAUGUUUGAUGUCAAUGUUUUGUAAGAGAAAACACUUUUGUAUUAUAUAUUUUUGUACUGAUGUUUUUUUGUUUAAAAAGAAUGACAUAUGUCAAACGGUUGCUAUAACCUGUGAUUUUUUUGACAUACAUUUAUAUUUGUAUAUUUGUGGCUGUAACAGUUUGUUAUCAGAGCUUGUUCUAGUUUAUUAACAGUUGCCAUUCUAAAGUGUUCUAAGUAAGUAUGUUCAGUAUUAAGCUCUUAAAUGUUUGGGGAACAUGUUUUGCUGUCAGUAUUUAUAUAAAAAAGUAUCUGCAAAAUGCCAAUGUACAGUCUUUGAAGGUUAUGCUGCAGACACAGUGAUCAUAUUGAUUUCUACAUGCUGCUUCCCCUCCCUUAGCUUUACUAAUGGGAACACAAUUGUAGCUAUGAAACUAAAUAUAAAAAAGAUUUCCCCCAAAAUCUAAACUUAAUUAGCACAUUAAAGGCUUUUUUUUUUUCUUCAUUGUUUUUAAGUGUUGAAGCAUAACAACUGUAGCACAAGAACAAAAGAUAUCUGUGCCAGGAAUUUCAAGAAAUAACAAUAACAGAAAUGUUAAAAAUUGUUAUGGCAGCUCUUAUCAGCACCUCAGAAGAGCUGACACUUACAAACACCACAACUUAACUGGAAAAAACGUAGUGUCUUUUUUUUUGUUCUCAUGUUUGUGAUUUUUUUUUAGAAACAGAUUUUAACAAAUAUUCUCAAGGCCAGUGAAAAGGUUAUCGUGUUGUUAUUAUAAUAAAUAGGCUCUUAAAUAGCAAUUUGGAUGUUUUGCUAGAUGUUAUGUUUGAAUAAAUACAUCAAGCUAUCUAAUAACGUACAUCAUUUGACCAAAAGAAAGAUUCUCUCACAGCUCCACUACUCCCUAGUCAAGGUACUGUAUAGGUACAUUUUUGUAGCAUCUUUCAAACAUUACUGUGGGUAAACAAUUGGUAAGUUUAUUAUACCACAAAAUGCUGGAUUGCUUUGUUUUUAUGUAUGUAAAUUACAUGGCUCAAUAAUGUUAUGACACCCAUAUUUGUUAAAAAGCACUGGUGAUUUGAUUUUAGUGACUUAUUUGUUCCUACAAUGUACAGUUUGCAUUAAAGUUAGAAGAUAAAGUAAAUAUAUUUCAAACUAAAUAAUGGCAGCAUUGUACAUUCUCCUAGCAGGAAUCAUUAGUAUCCGUUUAAUUUGCUCAAGUGAUUGUGAAACAUUUUUGUAAAUUAUUUUCUAAUACUUUAAAGAUGAUUGUAAAUGUUGCCAUAUGACCAUACUUCAUUUCUGUGUUAAAAAAAAAAUGUCAACAUGCUUUUUUUCCCAUGAUGCCUAUUGAAAGGUUUAACUUGUAAUUCUGAAAAACGACAGUGCCUAUUGAAGUAAAACAUUGUGUUUAUAAGUGAUUGUUAAAAUUAUGCUUUGUUCAGAUUCAUUUGUUGAGGUUAGCCUGAUUUAUCAGGAUAUCUACUUGUUAAAGAAUCCUAUAUUUAUGGCAGAUACUUCACUUUUGUACACAACAAUUCCUCACUCGUAACUGUGAACAUGUUAUAUUCAUGCUGCCUCGAAGGAAAAUAAAUAAUGUUCAGUUGUUCUGUGUUCAUUUAAAAAGUUUCUCAAUGUUUGAAUCACUGUUCAUAGUGUUAUAGGUGAAUAAAAUCUGUUUACAUUUUGAAUAGCA
This is a messenger RNA of Megalobrama amblycephala (Wuchang bream), 12154 nucleotides long. It is a transcript of the gene dchs1a, whose product is annotated as dachsous cadherin-related 1a. The record is from RefSeq and is a predicted model, not a curated record. Gene Ontology annotation, biological process: homophilic cell-cell adhesion. NCBI's taxonomy places the organism in Eukaryota, Metazoa, Chordata, Actinopteri, Cypriniformes, Xenocyprididae. Gene Ontology annotation, cellular component: plasma membrane. Gene Ontology annotation, molecular function: calcium ion binding.